AUUAACGGCCUUGGGACAUUCUGUUGUAGAGAGCCAGAGCUGUCUGACGCUGGCUCGGACGAGGAGUUGGAGCUUCCCGCACGGAUAGAGGAGGGGAGUCACAACGGCAGUAUCAGAAAGGUGAGAGAUACGCAGUUGUAGUUCGAAAAACACGGUACUGUACCAACAGUACACACACCUUUAUAUGUAUGACACGUCCAAAUGGAAAAUUGACUGCAUCUGCUAUGAACAGUACAAUAAUAUUUCAAUCAAUACCAGAUCAAAUAUGUACUAUUCAAAGUUAUUUAUUAUUGACAUGCAUUGCCAUGCAGUGUCAUUACUGAACUGUUGAUAGAUUCAUUGAGGGGGUAUCCUUGACCUGUAUUGAGUUGCCUUAUGUUGGUAAACUUUUGGUGACUUCGGUAGGGGGUCUGCUAUUGCGGCAUGGGGGGUAGAUUGGGGUAGGAUACUGUCCAGAGGGUAGGUGUCAUGGUACUGAUGGUAUGUGGCUAGGAGAGCCUAUUUACCCCAUUUCACCCCCCGCUGUCCCCCGGCUGGAGGGCUGGGGCUGGAGCAAGGCUAUGGCUGAACUGGGGCAGUGGGCUGGAGGCCUGUGGCUGGAGCACAGCUAUGGCUGAGCUGGGAGGCUGGAGCAGGGGACUGGAGCACGGCUAUGGCUGAGCUGGGACAGUGGGCUGGAGGCCUGGGGCUGGGGCUGGAGCACGGCUAUGGCUGAGCUGGGAGGCUGGAGCAGGGGACUGAAGGCCGGGGGCUGGAGCAUGGCUAGGCUAGCACCCUAAUCCCUACAAGCACUCUGAGGAUUACUGGCUGCAUGCUCACAAAACAAACAACUCACUGAGCGAGGGAUGAAGGGAGGUGGGAGAGGGAAGGAAAUGGAGGGAGUAUGGAGAGAGUGAGAUAAGGUGAGGGGGAGAGGGAAAGGAAUAAGGACAGUAUCUCUUUUCAACUCUCAUUUUGGGGUUAGCAUACCCUAUUAGGGCCCUUCCUACCAUGUUGUGGUCCUUCUCUUCCUUGUUCCUCUGUACUGAAUGAAUAAGAGCCUAGUCAGCAGGUUUUAGGACAAAACACACCAUGCGAUAGGACCACCAAGUGCUGCUUUUAACCAUUCAUCUGCAUCUGACCACAGAACAUCAACUGUCAUUUUCUGUUCAUUUCCUGACGAUUGUAGGCCUACAUGUUGGCAAGACAUGUACAUGUGUUGUCCUUUAUCAGCAGACUAAAGGAAGACUACAGUGGAGUCAGGUGUCUGUAAAAGGUGGCCCUGUAGCAAUUGCAGAUGUCCCUGGGUUGAGCUCUAUUAGUAAUAUGGUGCAUCAGCAUCAUCAUCAGACACUAGUACAGUCCUGAUCUAGGCUCUGUUCUCCUAGCAGCAAGUGGCGAUUGCUCACCCCCUCUUCCCAGCCUGAUAUGUCUUCUAAGUUGAGAUCUCAGAGCCCAUCUUAGCUACUUACAGACGUGGUGGUGCGGGAUGAAGUUACAGUAUUGGAGAAAAGAGCACUGGUAACUUUUGGUGGCUGUAUUUGUAUCGUAGGCAGGGGUCAGGUGUAAGAGGUAUUCCAAGUCUCCUCCGCUCCGUGGACUGUGACGUCUAAGGAUUUACCUCACAGCAGGUUACCGACCGAGGUCUACUGGGGCUUGGUCUCCUGGCAACUAUCGCCACGGGGAUCCUGUUGCCAAUGUAGUAGGCUAUCUGAUCCUAACUAUGAUGGAGGCGGGUAGUCUUAACCCCUUACACGUGUGAAUUGGCCUAUAUGGAUAGGGCCAAAUUGAAAUGUUUCAAACACAAGGAAUAUGGAAAGCACAUGCAUAACCAUGGUAGCAAUUAAAAGGGAACAGUUUGGAGAUUAUGGGAACAUUAUUAGACUAAAGGUGAGGACACAACAGUUCACCUAACACAGUUCAAAACAUUACACUGUUGAUUUUUAUGUGCAUUUUACAUUUACUGUACUUUUUGCUGCAUUUGUUGAAGAAAUCUGAAAAUACUCAGGAUACAAGAAUAUUCCUGGAAAUUUUGGGGUGAGAGGUCUAACUGGUGUUUCCAAGUGGCCACACACCUCUCCAAAGUGUGCACAGUUCCUAAGUAAUUUCAAUGCACUUUUAUGACUCAAAGAAGUUUUCAACUAUAAGGUGCUUUUUGAACUCUCCUAGCUGUGCUGUUGAGAAACUAGAGCAAGUACACUUGUAGUUGUUGUGUUUGGAACACAGCCCUGCAUACCCACCUUUACACAAUUACUGUUUACGCAAUCCAAAAACGGUCCAUUAUAAAUCGCAAUCUGGCUCAGGUGGGCAUAAUUUGAAAGCUUGUUCUAUUGCCAACAUGACUAGCUAAAUUAUAAUAUACAAAUUAUAAUAUACGACCUUAGUGUUAGGCUUUCACAAGGCAAUUCAGAGAAGCAGAUUGUAAUUUUGGUGUGCAUAGAAUGGAGUCAUGAGUGCAUUCAGAUGCGUGGUCCGCGGCAGAUUUUCUUCACAAUACAACAGAACACAGGCUCAUUCUGUUCAGGACAACCCAUAUAAUCUUGGAACUGUACAUCAAACAUAGUGAUCAUAAACGUUGACACUGUAUAUUACAUUAGUUCUAUCAUAUGGAAAUGGGAAGUGCACAUUUGGACUCACGGGUGUUUGGCUUGCUUGUAUGACAUCAAAGCGGUAUUUAUUAUAAUCCUCAACGUCUCAUCUUUCAAAAUGCAUUGACUCCUCGUAGUUUACACCAUUUCCCUCACUCGGACAACAAAAGUUGACCAACUAGCGGGAGGGAUGGGGGAAACUUCUUGUUCAGAACAGCUGUCAGUCAAAACCCAUACACCACUGUGAAGAGGAGACCCUGAGCUCUAACGUCAUGUAUCGCGUGUUACUGUACAGCCAUUGCAUUCCAAUUGAAGCGCGUACCAGUGUCCAAAUCUGCAAUUUUCAACCCGUACAAGAGUGUGAACGGUUAAUCACUCAUACUUAAUCAGGGAGGGGAACUAACGAGGUGCUCAGGUGUAUCUAUUACAGGGCUUUGUAAUGUAAUCCACUGAACAGUCCACCAACCCCUACCUGUUCGGCUAGGAAUACUCUCUAUUACAGGGCUUUGUAAUGUAAUUCACUGAACAGUCCACCAACCCCUACCUGUUCGGCUAGGAAUACUCUAUUACAGGGCUUUGUAAUGUAAUUCACUGAACAAUCCACCAACCCCUACCUGUUCGGCUAGGAAUACUCUAUUACAGGGCUUUGUAAUGUAAUUCACUGAACAAUCCACCAACCCCUACCUGUUCGGCUAGGAAUACUCUCUUCUUUACGUACACUUGGUGUUUAUUACAUGCUUGUUAUACAUUUCUACACAAAUGCAUGUCAACUAGAACUACACAUAGGGCCUAGACACAAGCAAGCAGAGAUAGACAGACAUCUGUUGUGCUUUAGCACGUUAUGCAUUAACCACAAUCUCUCUUCCAAACCCCCCCCCCCCCCCUCUCUCUCUAGGGUUGUGAUCCGUGUUCCCAGACCCAGCGCAGUAAGCUGCAGCACCGUAGAGCUCGUAUCAACCAGCAGAUCAACAAGGAGAUGAGGAUGAGGGCCGGGGCUGAAAACCUCUUCAGGUGAGCUGGGCUGGGUGAAGGACGUGACAGUGGUCGAAUACUGUCCCUGAUCCUGUGUGUACACUGUCCUCCUGGGCAGCUUUGGGGCGCAUCCACUUCCUCCCCUCCGCUGUGGUGGAAAAAGGAACCCAGAGCCCUACUACCUGUGGAAACAUUGAGCUUAGCAGAUGGAUCUACCAAACUAUGUUUUAGGGUGUAUGGGGAAUGCCUCCAAACACACACCACCCUGUUUUAUGGCUCUGUUUGUUUCCCGUGUGUGGGGUCAAUCGGCAGGUUUGAUUCCGUUCAUUCCCCCCCCCCCCACCAGUUUUAAAGUAUAAUUUGCCAGUUAGACGGUCUUAUCAAACACAAACACGCUCUCUCUGAUCUGUGCUGAACUUGUACAGAGAUAGUACAGCCUGUUCUCAUUCUGUCUCCUUUAAAGUCAAUAGGAUUUUUUUUCAGAGAAAGGAGGAAUGAAGAGGCUGGUGGCAGGACAUCAAAGCUGAGCUAGGGUUUCUAGCACAUCAAACCAACCUCUCUCAGAGCAUUAGUGUCAUCCUCUCUCCCUUUUAUUCGUUUUCAACUUUCAAACAGUUCAUCAAAUUCAUCCCACGCUUAUAUAUGUACAGUGUUACUGUGGGAGCCACUAAAGGACAUGGUGUAUUGGAGUGGUUGUGUAGAAGAGUAGCGCUAUGGUACGAUAGGACAGGCUCUAUCUCUCUCUCUGAGAUGGGGGAGGAGGAGACGUAGCACUGAAUUAAAGCAGAGCAGUGUGCUUCCUUUUUAUAUAGUGGGCUGUUUGGCUUCUGAGUCAGGCUGUCAUAAGAAAGACACCCAGAACAACAUCAAGCUAACUGAAAGAAAACCAACCCCGUGUGUGUGUGUGUGUGUCAACCCUCCCUCCCCUCACUUGUUUUUUAGGUUUUGAGAAAAGCUAGGAUAAGGGAAAUAUAGAAUAAGCAAAAUAUUUAGGCCCCCAGCAGCACCCAGUCCUUCCCCCUCCCUCCCCUCUAUUGAGACUGGAUCACAGAGACCGAGCCCCCCGGCACCCCCAGUCAGCCCCCAAUCAACAGGCUUCGUCCCACUGCUGCACCUUCCCAUUCCCAUGCAGAGAGAGAGAUUUUCCCAGGGAGGGCAGCUGUCUGCAGGAAUCUCAUCCCUGAUUUUCUGGGUUUCAUUGGGAGACAUGUUUAUCCUCACCAGUCCCAGUGGAGCUGUCUUUGGACUUGCACGCCCACAUGUGUAACGGAAGUAGUUCAGUGAACCAUCUUCUCGUGAUUAGUAGCCUAACCUUGCCUGAGACCUGAAGACUUGCAUUAUCACCGAUCGUGAGUUAAGGCUUUAGUUCCGUUUUUUAUUUUUUAUUUUUAUUUAACCUUUAUUUAACCAGGUAAGCCAGUUGAGAACAAGUUCUCAUUUAUAACUGCGACCUGGCCAAGAUAAAGCAAAGCAGUGCGAUUAAAAACAACAACACAGAGUUACAUAUAGGGUAAAACAAAACAUAAAGUCAAAAAAUACACAAAAUAUAUAUACAGUGUGUGCAAAUGUAGCAAGUUAUGGAGGUAAGGCAAUAAAUAGGCCAUAGUGCAAAAUAAUUACAAUUAGUAUUAACACUGGAAUGAUAGAUGUGCAAGAGAUGAUGUGCAAAUAGAGAUACUGGGGUGCAAAUGAGCAAAAUAAAUAACAAUAUAGGGAUGAGGUAGUUGGGUGGGCUAAUUUCAGAUGGGCUGUGUACAGGUGCAGUGAUCGGUAAGGUGCUCUGACAACUGAUGCUUAAAGUUAGUGAGGGAGAUAAGAGUCUCCAGCUUCAGAGAUUUUUGCAGUUCAUUCCAGUGGGCUAACCUAGUUAUUUGGCAUCAUGCAGGACACUCUGGUUGAAAGCCAGUCGGUCAUGUGUACACGCACACACACACACACACACACACACACACGAUGAGUUGUUGUCAGUGAACUAGUUUGUGGUGGUAGGAGCUAGGGGGAGGAGGGUAAGAGUGACAGAGACUAAUAAAGGAUGAUGGGAGAACAGAGGAGGGGAGGGGGUGUAUCUCAUUAGAGCUUCUGAUUGGCUGAUGAAGACGUCACAUUCUGUGGUGGCAUGCUGGUGUAACAGGCCAGUGUGUUAUAUACUGUGGGAAGGGUCUUCUAGUGGGGUGAGGAGGAUAUGGGUCACCGAUUUGGUGGUUCAAGGUGUGUAUUUGUGCGUUACCUCUGUCUCUCUCAACCCCAUUCAGCCUCAGACAGGUGCCAACAUGCCUAGUUAAACUAAGGUAACCUUUCACCAUGUGUGUGUCUUCUAAUCGGGGCAAGUCUCCUGUUGUUGUGGUUGAAAGACUGGCUCUCAUUGAUUCCUAAUCCUCUUCUAGCAAAGGGAGUGGCUUUCUCGCAGGUGUGUGCUGAGCGAUAAGGGCUUUUUGACGUCGGUUCGAUGUUUGAAAAAUAGUCACAGUUUUCGAUUUGGUUUUAAACAAAUGCAUUAUGUGGGGGGGGGGUGGGGUGUGACUCGUCAGGGCUCCAGAAACUCGCAAUUAUUGUGUAACCAGGGGGAUUUCUGUGACGUGGUGAGAAGUGUCUGUCAGAUACCAUGACAACUAAGUGAUGCCUCAGCGUUUGAGGAAUGUUCUAAGAUCUUAGGGUUGUUUACAUCUGAUAAUCCACAGUACCGGAAGCUUUAGUCACCAAACACACUGCUGCCCUUUGUCCAGAGUGUAGUGAAAGUGAGAGGGAAGUGGGCGAAUGUGUGAGUUAGAGAGCGAGAGAAGUAGAAGUAGGCCCUUCUCAGGAAGUGCUUAUGAGCUAGGCCUACCCCUACUGUACAUACAAACUGUUGAAGAUCGAAAUAACAGCGUUUUCUAACCCACAUUUCCAUCUGGCCAAUAAUCCCGGGAACGCCUCGCAAAGCAGACUCUACAGGGCAGAUCUGGUGUUUGGGAUUUGUGAAGUCAAUGGAAGAAGUGAAAAUUCUUCCUUAGUUCUUAUUUUUCGGCAAAGCCUAGAUUCAAACCAAUAUCUUAAGUAGCUUAACAUGUUACUACAACCUUGUGAAAGUGACAAACUGACACAUUUUCAUCAAAAACAUUAUAUCGAAGGAGUGUGUUUGGUGUGUUUGUUUGUAUAAUCAAAUCUGAUAUGAAUGUUUGUGUUGCAGGGCCACCACUAACAACAAGGUAAAGGAGAAUGUGGCUCUAGAGCUGAGCUUUGUCAACUCUAACCUGCAGCUACUGAAGGAAGAGCUAGAGGAACUCAACAGCAAUAUGGAGGUCUACCAGACAGAGAGGUAACAUGCAAGCACCGUGAACAACAAGAUCUCAUAGUUUCACUUCAAAAUUCAACGUAUUAUGGAUUAAUUCCAUGUGUUUUAAAGGGUUAAUUCUGUGUGGUUACAAGGUUAAAACAGAAACAACUCAAAGGGUUAAAUGUAGGUAUUAAUUCUAAAUGGUUAAAGGAAAAUUCCACCCAAAAACUGUCUUUUGGUAUUUGUUUCAUUAGUCCAUUGUUGAUAUCGUCCCAAAAUGUUUUGCUUGUCAACAAUCAAGUUUUCAAGAUAUGUAACUUUAAAAUGAUGCAAAAUGCAUCAUACGGGGAUGAUUUCUGUGUUUUUAAAGUUGCAUACUGUAUCUUGAAAACAUGAUUGCUGACAAGCAAAUCAUUUUGGGACGAUAUCAACAAUGGACUAAUGGUUUUUGGGUGGAGUUUUCCUUUGGGUGGAGUUAGGGCUAUGGUUUGGGGAAGGCUUUACAAAUGACAAAAAAACAAGGCGCUGUUUCCAUUAAGUAUCAUCAAGUAUUCUCCUGGCUUGUAAGAGCAUUGUGAACUGCCAUGGUGCAGUGGUCUGAGCACCGCUCUUCGCCCCGUGCUGGGCAAUAAUUAUGAAAAAAAUGUGUGACUGCCGAGGAAGGCCAAUAUUGACGUUCUUAGGACAUUUUCCUAAAUCAAAGUCUGUUUCUAGUGAUCAGCCUGGUGUGAAAGUACACACACCCUGAUGGAGGGCGCGAACACACAAUGGCCUAUUUGCUCUAAUUCUAGCCUAAUGAGAGUGGCCUGGAAUGCUAGUAAUGAGGCGAGGGAAGUGUGUGUGUGUGUGUGUGUGUGUGUGUGUGUGUGUGUGUGUGUGUGUGUGUGUGUGUGUGUGUGUGUGUGUGUGUGUGUGUGUGUGUGUGUGUGUGUGUGUGUGUGUGUGUGUGUGUGUGUGUGUGUGUGUGUGUGUGUGUGUGUGUGUGUGUGUGUGUGUGUGUGUGUGUGUGUGUGUGUGUGUGUGUGUGUGUGUGUGUGUGUGUGUGUGUGUGUGUGUGUGUGUGUGUGUGUGUGUGUGUGUGUGUGUGUGUGUGUGUGUGUGUGUGUGUGUGUGUGUGUGUGUGUGUGUGUUAGUUAGCCAGGCACAGUUCCGACAUUUCUAAGAUUUCUUCCAUCCCAGUUGAAGCAGGGUCACCAGGGGGGGCAAAUCCUCUGAUUAGACUGUCAUUAAUUACCCCAUGGGGGAGGGGGGAGUUAAUGCACUGUGUUGUGGUAUUAGAGGAGUGAGGGUCUACUGACCAAUAUGGUUACUGUAAUAAUAGAGAGGGAGGGGGAGACGGAUGGGAAAGCAGAUUUGGGGUUUUCUGUGGAAGUUUGUGUCAAAUGUCAUUUAACACAUGUGUUGGUCUCUCUCCUUCAGUGAAGCCAUCAAUGUUCCCAUGAUCCCACUGGGUCUGAAGGAGACCAAGGAAGUAGACCUCACUGUCCCUCUCAAGGUAAGGACAAUAGGACCUCACUGUCCCUCAAGGUGAGCACAAUAGGACCUCGCUGUCCCUCAAGGUGAGGACAAUAGAUAAUAUCUCUCUCCAUCUCUCACUCUCUUGCUUGUUCUCAGUACUCACAUUUUAACACAUCUUUAUUUUAAAUAAAGUAUCUCUUUUUCUUCACUCUGUCAGGACGUUAUCUGUGAGCACUAUGGAGAGGACAGCUCUUUGUUUGAGAAGGAGAUCAAGGAGUUUAUGGAGCUCAGACAGGUUAGAUACCCUCUGCUUGAAAUGCUAAUUAACUGCUCAUGCUGUUGAAGAUGCUGCCACCUAGUGGAUUUAUAUGACAUUGAGUAUGGUUACAUGCACACAAUAAUGCGAUUAUUAUGGAUAGUCAGAUUUAAUAUAGGAUUAAUAUAGUUCAAUUAAAACGUUUACAUGCUUUGCAAGAAGAAUGCUUUCCCUAAUAAUCCUGUUUACAUGGACACAUCUGAAAUCAGGCUACCUGAUGGCACUCUGAUAAUGGCAGAAAAUCGCCAAUCAAAAUAAACGUUCUACCACAGCAACCAUAUGUUAUUUUUGGGAAGCAUAUUUGAUUCUGAGUUCGGGCAUAUAAAGUUUGUAUGUGAAAAUUACUUCUAAGACUUCAGAUGUUCCGAACUCACUUCACUCGUGCUAAAGAGGAAGACCCGCUCGACUGGUGCUAGCACAUGCGCAGAUGAAAUGCACAGCUGGAACGCCGAUUUGAAGGUGUUUACAUGUCCUUUUGAUUUGAAAGAUUGCUCAGAAAACCAGGUGUUUUAAUUGGCGUAUGUUUACUUUGAUUUGGACUUUAUGCCAAUUAAGAUAAGCAGAGUCAGGUGUUUACAUGACUAUUGCCAUACUCUGACUACUGCCAUAAUCAGUUUAAUAUCCAAUUAUUACUGUGCAUGUAAACGUACUUAGUGACUUUUGGCUGACUGGUUGAUGAUCCUCAGUGGCUGUAAAUAUCCAUGUUAUAUGCAUGUUGUUAUUCCAUGUUGUGUGUGUGUGUGUGUGUGUGUGUGUGUUUUAAUUGUGUGCUUGUUGUCAACAGGCCAUGCGUACCCCCAGUCGUAAUGAAGCAGGUUUGGAGCUUCUGGUGGAGUAUUAUAACCAGCUGUAUUACCUGGACCAGAGGUUCUUCCCCCCACACCGAACACUAGGAGUCCACUUCCACUGGUACACACAAACCAGACGCGCGCGCACACACACUGCAACCCACCGCAUGCACACACACACACACACACACACGUCUCUUACUCCUCUCUCGUUCAUGUCUCAUCCUCUGUCUCUCUCCCUUCUCUCAGUUCAAUUCAAAGGGCUUUAUUGGCAUGGGAAACACAUGUUAACAUUGCCAAAGCAAGUGAAAUAGAUAAUAAACAAAAGUGAAAUAAACAAUAAAAAAUGAACAGUAAACAUUACACUCAAACAUUCCAAAGGAAUAGAGACAUUUCAAAUGCCAUAUUAUGGAUAUAUACAGUGUUAUAAAUUUUUUUAAAUGUUAUGAUGUGCAAAGAAUAGUUAAAGUACAAAAGGGAAAAUAAAUAAACAUAAAUAUGGGUUGUAUUUACAAUGGUGUUUGUUCUUCACUGGAUCCCCUUUUCAUGUGGCAACAGGUCACAUCUUGCUGCUGUGAUGGCAGACUGUGAUAUGGGCUCCCGAGUGGCACAGCGGUCUAAGGCACUGCAUCUCAGUGAUGAGGCUUUACUACAGACCCCCUGGUUCGAUUCCAGGCUGUAUCAUAACCGGCCGUGAUUGGGAGUCCCAUAGGGCGGCGCACAAUUGGCCCAGCGUCGUCCAGGUUUGGCCGGUGUAGGCCGUCAUUGUAAAUAAGAAUUUGUUCUUAACUGACUUGCCUAGUUAAAUAAAGGUACAAAAAAAUAAAAUAUAUAUAUAUAUUUCACCCAAAAGAUAGGGGAGUUUAUCAAAAUUGUGUCAUCUGAGGGAAAUAUGUGUCUCUAAUAUGGUCAUACAUUUGGCAGGAGGUUAGGAAGUGCUGCUCAGUUUCCACCUCAUUUUGUGGGCAGCGUGCACAUAGCCUGUCUUCUCUAGAGAGCCAGGUCUGCCUACGGUGGCCUUUCUCAAUAGCAAGGCUAUGCUCACUGAGUCUGUAAAUAGUCAAAGCUUUCCUUUAAUUUUGGGUCAGUCACAGUGGUCAGGUAUUCUGCCACUGUGGUACUCUGUUUAGGGCCAAAUAGCGUUUUUUUGUUAAUUCUUUCCAAUGUGUCAAGUAAUUAUCUUUUUGUUUUCUCAUGAUUUGGUUGGAUCUAAUUGUGUUGCUGUCCUGGGGCUCUGUGGGGUCUGUUUGUGUUUGUGAACAGAGCCCCAGGACCAGCAUGCAUAGGGGACUCUUCUCCAGGUUCAUCUCUCUGUAGUUGAUGGCUUUGUUAUGGAAGGUUUGGGAAUCUCUUCCUUUUAGGUGGUUGUAGAAUUUAAUGGCUCUUUUCUGGAUUUUGAUAAUUAGAGGGUAUUGGCCUAAUUCUGCUCUGCAUGCAUUAUUUUGUGUUUUUAUAUUGUACACUGAGGAUAUUUUUGCAGAGUUCUGCAUGCAGUCUCAAUUUGGUGUUUGUCCCAUUUUUGUGAAUUCUUGGUUGGUGAGCGGACCCCAGACCUCACAACCAUAAAGGGCAAUGGGUUCUAUAACUGAUUCAAGUAGUCAGAUCCUAAUUGGUAUGUUGAAUUUUAUGUUCCUUUUGAUGGCGUAGAAAGUCUCUCAGAUCGUUCACAGCUUUGUGGAAGUUACCUGUGGCGCUGAUGUUUAGGCCGAGGUAUGUAUAGUUUUGUGUGUGUGCUCUAGAUGGAAUUGUAUUUGUGGUCCUGGCAACUGGACCUUUUUUGGAACACCAUUAUUUUUAUCUUACUGAGAUUUACUGUCAGGGCCCAGGUCUGACAGAAUCUUUGCAGAAGAUAUAGGUGCUGCUGUAGGCCCUCCUUGGUUGGGGACAGAAGCGCCAGAUCAUCAGCAAACCGUAGACAUUUGACUUAAGAUUCUAGUAGGGUGAGGCUGAGUGCUGCAGACUGUUCUAGUGCCCUCACCUAUUCGUUGAUAUAUAUAUUAUAUGUUGAAGAGGGUGGGGCUCAAGCUGCAUCCCUGUCUCACCCCACGGCCGUGUGGAAAGAAAUGUGUGUUUUUUGCUCAUUUUAACCGCACUCUUGUUUGUGUACAUGGAUUUUUUUUUUAUGUCAGACUGUUUUUUUCCCCAAACACCACUUUCCAUCAAUUUGUAUAGCAGAACUUCAUGCCAAAUUGAGUCAAAAGGUUUUUUGAAAUCAAACAAAGCAUGGGAAGACUUUGCCUUUGUUUUGGUUUGUUUGUUUGUCAAUUAGGGUGUGCAGGGUGAAAUACAUUGGCGGGUUUUUGUAUUUUGUGCUGUAGUUCAUUCAAUGUAAUUGGAGAAUCCAGUGGGUUCUGGUAGUCUUUAAUAGUUGAUUCUAAGAUUUGUAUUUGAUCAUGUAUAUGUUUUUGCUGUGUGUUCUUUGUUAUAGAGCCAAAAAGAUUGGAGAAGUCGUUUAUCCAUACAUCUAUGUUUUGGAUAGAUAACUCUUCAUGUUGUUUGUUUAGACUCAGGUUUUCUGGGUCUCUGUUUUUGGUUGGAUACGUUUCUCAAUUUCUUUCUUUUAGGUUUUUGCAUCAUCAAACCAUUUGUCUUUGCUGUUAAUUUUUAGGUUGUCUGCUUGACAUUUUUAGAUUUGAUAGGGAAGCUGAGAGGUCAAAUAUACUGUUAAGGUUUUCUACUGCCAAGUUUACACUUUCACUAUUACUGUGAAACGUUUUGUCCAGGAAGUUGUCUUGAAUCUGUCCAGGAAGGGAUUGAAUUUGUUGUUGCCUAAUUGUUUUUUGGUAGGUUUCCACACUAUUUUCCUUCCAUCUAUAGCAUUUCUUAAUAUUAUUCAGUUCCUUUGGCUUUGAUGCCUCAUGAUUGAGUAUUGCUCUGUUCAAGUAGACUGUGAUUUUGCUGUGAUCUGAUGAGGUGUCAGUGGGGUGACUGAACGUUCUGAGAGAGACUCAACUGUCCCCUCCCCCUUCUCUCUCUCCCUCUCUCUCUCUCUCACACCCCUCCCCCUCUCUCUGUCUCUAGGUAUGACUCUCUAACAGGUGUGCCAUCGUGCCAGCGUGCGUUGGCGUUUGAGAAGGGCAGUGUGCUGUUCAACAUGGGGGCUCUCUACACACAGAUAGGUGCCAGACAGGACCGCUCUGCUACAGCUGGCAUAGACAGGGCUAUAGACGCCUUCCAGAGAGCUGCAGGUAACCACACAUUCUUACACUCACAAUAACAUCGCAUGCUAUGCACACACACACACACACUAAUCUUCUGGUUGCACUUUGCUUUUGCUCUGUGUUAUCUUUGUAAUUACUGUGUUAUAACAUACUUGUAAAAGCUGUGGUGUGUGUGUGUGUGUCCAGGUGCAUUUAACUACCUGAAGGAGAACUUCUCCAAUGCUCCCAGUCUGGAUAUGAGUGGCCCGUCACUAUGCAUGCUGGUCCGGCUGAUGAUUGCCCAGGUGCAGGAGUGUGUGUUCGAAAGAGUCACACUCACAACGCAGGACACACACUUCAUCACCCAGCUACAAGUGGCAAAGGAGGCCGCACGGGUGAGGGGACGUGUGUGUGUGUGUGUGUGUGUGUGUGUGUGUGUGUGUGUGUGUGGAUAUCAAACAUGUUGUACUCACUGGUGCGCAAUACCUUGAUCCAGUGCCCUUGUUUAAGACUUCUCAUCCGUUCUGGUUAAGGACUAUGUUCCAUUCUCCUGACUUUCUCGUUCUCAAAAGUCAAUUCAAAGGGCUUUAUCGGCAUGGGAAACAUAUGUUUACAUUACUGAAGCAAAUGGAAUAGACUAUAAACAAGGGAAACAUUUAGUAAACAUUACACUCACAAACGUUUUAAAAGAAUAGAGACAUUUCAAAUGUUAUAUUAUUGGCUAUAGGUUAGUGUUGUAACAAUGUGCAAGUAGUUGAAGUAUGAAAGGGAAAAUAAAUAAACAGAUAAAUUAUAGGUUGUAUUUACAAUGUUGUUUGUGCUCCACUGGUUGCCCUUUUCUCAUGGUAACGGGCCACAAAUCUUGCUUCUGUGACUGCACACUGCGGUAUUUCGCCUAACUGAUAUUGGAGUUUAUCAAUGUUUAAUUUGUUUUCACAUUCUUUGUGUGUCUGUGUGAGGUGUGGGAAAUAUGUCUCUAAUGUGGUCAUAAAUUUGGCCGGAGGUUAGGAAGUGUAACUCAGUUUCCACUUCAUUUUGUGGGCACAUAGGCAGACCUGGCUCUCGAGAGUUUACACGCUUUGGCGGCCACUCUCAAUAGCAAGGCUAUGCUCACUGAGUCUGUACAUAGUCAAUGAUGUUCUUAAUUUAAGGUCAGUCACAGUGGUCAGUUAUUCUGCUACUGUGUACUCUCUGUUUAGGGCCAGAUAGCAUUCCAAUUUGCUGUUUUUUUUGUUGAUUCUUUCCAGUGUGUCAAAUAGUUAUCAUUUUGCUUUCUCAUAAUUUGAUUGGGUCUAAAUGUGUUUCUGGCCUGGGGCUCUGUGGGGUCUGUUUGUGUUUGUGAACAGAGCUCCAGAACCAGCUGGCUGAGGGGACUCUUCUCUAGGUGAAUCUCUCUGUAGGUGAGGGCUUUGUGGUGGAAUGUGUGGGUAUCGAUUCCUUUUAGGUGGUUGUAGAAUUUAACAUCUCUUUUCUGGAUUUUGAUAACUAGCGGGUAUAGUCCUAAUUCUGCUCUGUGUGCAUUGUUUGGGGUUUUUGCGGUUUACACUAAGUAUAUUUUUGCAGAAUUCUGCAUGCAGAGUCUCAAUUGGGUGUUUGUCCCAUUUUGUGAAUUCUUGGUUGGUGAGUGGACCUCUGACCUCGCAACCGUAGAGGGCAAUGGGUUUGUUAACUGACUGAAGAUUGUUUAGCCAGAUCCUAGUUGAGUUUUGAUGUUCCUUUUGAUGACAUAGAAGGCCCCCUCUUGCCUUGUAUCUUAGAUCGUUCACAGCCUUGUGGAAGUUACCUGUGGUGUUGAUGUUUAGGCCGAGGUAGGUGUAAUUCUUUGUGUGUACUAGGGCAACAGUGUCUAGAUAGAAUUUGUUGUCUUGGCUACAGGACCUUUUUUGGAACACCAUUAUUUUUGUCUUACUGAGAUUCACUGUCAGGGCCCAAGUCUGACAGAAUAUGUGCAGAAGAUCUAGGUGCUGCUGUAGGCCCUCUUUGGUUGAGGACAGAAGCACCAGAUAAUCUGCUGACUGUUCUAGUGCCUUCGCCAAUUUAUUGAUGUGUGUGUGUUAAAGAGGGUGGGGCUCAAGCUGCAACCCUGUCUCACCCCACGGCCCUGAGGAAUUAAAUCUGUGUGUUUAUUGCCAAUUUUAACUGCACACUCGUUAUUUGUGUACAUUGAUUUUGUAAUGUCAUAUGCAACACCGCUUUCCAUCAAAUUUGUAUAGCAGACCCUCAUGCCAAAUUGAGUCAAAAGCUUUUUUGAAAUCAACAAAGCAUGAGAACUUUACGUUUGUUUGUUUGUCAAUAAGGGUGUGCAGGGUGUAUAUGUGGUCUGUCGUACGUAUCUUGGUAAGAAGCCAAUUUGACAUUUGCUCAGGACAUUGUUUUCACUGAGGAAAUGUUUGAGUCUGCUGUUGAUGAUACUGCAGAGGAUUUUUCAGAGGUUGCUGCUGAUGCAGAUUCCAGGGUAAUUAUUGGAGUCAAAUUUGUCUCCACUUUUGUAGAUUGGGGUGAUCGGGCCUUGGUUCCAAAUAUUAGGGAAGAUGCCAGAGCUGAGAAUAAUGUUGAAGAGCUUAAGAAUAGCCCAUUUGAAUUUGUGGUCUGUAUAUUUUAUCAUUUAGUUUAGUAGACCAUCAACACCACAGGCCUUUUUGGGUUGGAGGGUUUGUAUUUUGUCCUGUAGUUCAUUCAAUGAAAUUGGAGAAUCCAGUGGUAGUCUUUAAUAGCGGAUUCUAAGUUUUGUAAAUUGUCAUGUUUUUGUUCUUGGUUCUUUGUUAUAUGGCUGAAACGGUUGGACAAGUGGUUUAUCCAUCUCCAUUGUGGAUAGAUGGCUCUUCGUGUUUGUUUAGUGUGUUCCAAUUUUCCCAGAAGUGAUUUGAUUCUAUGGAUUCUUCAAUCACAAUGAGCUGUUUUCUGACAUGCUGUUCCUUCUUUUUUCUUAGUGUAUUGUUUUAGUGUUUCACCAUAGUGAAGGCGUAAGCUAACGUUUUGUGGUUCUCUAUGUUUUUGGUAGGAUAGGUUUCUCCAUUACUUUCUUAGGUUUUUACAUUCUAUAUCAAACCAUUUCUCAUUGUUGUUUGUUGUCUUAGAUUUUCUGCCAGAAUUUAAAUUUGAUAUGUUAGCUGAUAGGUCAAAUAUAUAGUUCAGGCUUCCUACUGCUAAGUUUACACCUUCUUCCAUACUGCAGGAAAAUAUUUUGUCCAGGAAGUUGUCUAGGAGGGAUUUGAUUUGUUGUUGGCCAAUAGUUUUUUGGUAGGUUUCCACACUACCUUCUUUCCAUCUAUAGCAUUUCUUAAUAGUAUGCAGUUUGUUCGGCUUCAAUGCCUCAUGGGUGAUUUUGCUGUGGUGUCAGUGGGCUGACUGUGAAUGCUCUGAAAGACUCUGGGUUGAAGUUGAUGAUAAAGUAAUCUACAGUACUACGGCCAAGGGAUGAGCUGUAGGUGUACCUACCAUAGGAGUCUCGUCUAAGCCUACCAUUGACUAUGUACAUACCCAGCGUGCGACAGAGCUGCAGGAGUUGUUACCCGUUUUUGUUGGUUAUGUUGUCGUAGUUGUCUAGGGGGGGGCAUAUGGGGGAGGGAAUGCUGUCACCUCCAGGUAGGUGUUUGUCCCCCUGUGUGCUGAUAGUGUCAGGUUCUUGUCUAGUUCUGGCAUUUAGGUCACCACAGACUAGUACAUGUCCCUGGGACUGGAAAUGAUUGAUCUCCCCCUCCAGGAUGGAGAAACUGUCUUCAUUAAAGUAUGAGGAUUCUAAUGAGUGGGAUAUAGGUAGCACACAGGAGGACAUUUUUCUGAGAUAAUUUCCUUUUGAAUUUCUAGCCAAAUGUAAAAUGUUCCUGUUUUGGCUAAUUUAAUAGUGUGUUAGUAGGUCUGCUCUAUUCCAAGUUAGCAUACCCCCUGAGUCUCUUCCCUGUUCAACUCCUGGUAGUUUGGUGGAUGGGACUACCAGCUCUGUAACUAGAGGGCAACCAGUGGGUCCAUAUCCUCUAUACCAUGUUUCUUGUUGGAUGACAAUGUCUGUAUUUCUCAUUUCUUUGGUGAAGUCCAGGUUGUUGCUCUUUAUGCCAAAGGCAGAUGACCUCAGGCCUUGGAUAUUCCAGGAUGAGAUAGUGAAGGCUUUGUUCCAUAAAGUGUCUGUUGUUAGUCAUGUGGUUUUGCCUCAGACCAGUAAGUGUGAGCAGAGCCUGCUGAGCAUCUCUCUCUCUCUUAAUCUCUCUCUCUGCAGGUAUCUAAUGUGUAUAGCUUGGUACUCCAGACCAUGUCUCAGACCCUAGUGAAGGACUAUGUCCCAUUCUCCUGGGCCUCCAUGGUUCAAGUGAAAGCAGAACACUUUAGAGCCCUCUCCCACUACAAUGCUGCUGUCGCUCUCUGUGACCACGCCCGUAAGUACCUGUGUGUGUCAAGGAUGAUGGUUUAUGAGAACGUGUGUGUGUGUGUGGUCUCAGUUGGUGCGAGCAUGACGUGUGUGUGUGUGGCGCAAGGUGGUGGGUUUUAUUCCUGCACAUACAUAAAAUGGAUGCAGUCAUUGUACUGCAAGUCACUGUGGAUAAAAGUGUCUGUUGUGUUCUGUAGAGUCCAUUGAGGAAGAGGAGGGUGAUGAAGAGGCCGAGAAGGCUCUCCUCCAGUUCCAUGUCAGUACUCCUGCCGGACCCCCACUCAGCCAGGUGCUCAGAGACCCCGAGGACAGACGCAAACUGGGUGAGUACACACACAGAAAGAUAUUUGAUUUGUGUGCAUGGUCGUUGUGAGUACCUACUAAAGCGCUGUGUGUGUGUGUGUGUGUGUGUGUGUGUACGCACGCUGUAGGUAAGGCCCACCUGCGUUGUGCAGUGAUCAGACAUGAGGAGGCUAUGAGAGUACAUGGUCUAUGUAAGAUCCUGAGGAAGAUGGAUAUUCUACAGGAGGUGCUCUCUUUCAUGUACAAACGCUCCCUGGACAAAUACUCUGAGAUGGACCGAGAGGACGACUUCGACGAGACUGCAGAGGCCCCCGAGAUACACUGUGAGUGAGGGAGGGAAGGAGUGUGUUUUUGUGAGAGGUGUGUGUUAUAACUUCUGAACAUACAACAUAGUAGUAAGUGAUGAUUGUCCCUCCUGUCCCUCAGCUCAAACCCAGCACAAACCAGACAUCACACCACCCAACUUCUCCACUGUCCCAGUCACUGACAUCUUCCAAAGGCUGGUAAGAGAGGGAGACUAUGACUUUGAUUAUGUUUUGAAGUUGAUCAUGAUUAUGAUGAAGAUGAUAUCCCUGUCUCUUUCUCUGUGUGUGUGUGCGCUGCAGGGUCCCCUGUCAGUGUUCUGUGCAAGGGCACGCUGGGGGCCGGUGCGUGUGGUGUGUCUCCAGCGAGGGGAGGGGGGUCUGGGGCUGACUCUCAGAGGAGACUCUCCUGUCUUGGUGGCUGGGGUGGUGCCGGGGGGAUGUGCACAGGUGAGAUGGUAGCACCCUGUCUCCUCUUAACCUUCUGCUUUCCUAUUUCCUAAGAUUCUCGAACGGAAAAUGUACAGUAUUUCAUGCAGCAAUGAAAUAUACUGUGUAUGUGUUUUCAGGAGGCAGGUUUGAGGGAGGGGGACUAUAUAGUGGCGGUGGAUGGAGAGGACUUUAAGUGGGCUAAACAUGGAGAGGUGGUCCACUCCCUGAAGAGCUGCAGCGACAGAGGAGUACAACUCAGCGUCAUCACACUGCACACACACGAUACACAGGUAAGGGUGCGUGUGGGUGUCUGUGUGUGCGCGUGCAUCUGUCUUUGAUCUUGCAUUAAUGUGUGUGUCAGGGCUCCUGGAGUUGUAAUUUUGGCGCACCAGUACGCCUAGAAAGAUUAUAUUUGUCAUUGUGCGCCUACAUUUCUUUGUGUGCACUUACAUUUUUCAAUUUAGGAGCACGUACUCCUUGUAAAAUAUAAAGGUGUGUGUUUGUUGUUUUACAUCUCCUGUGUGUGUGUGUGUGUGUGUGUGUUCAGGUGGAUAGGAGGCCAGUGAUGCUCUCCCCCAGCGGAGACGAAGAGAACGCUCGGCUACGGACCAUGGGCGGGGCUAAGGGGCAGAGCACCGCCCCCUUACUCAACUGGAACAGGAAGAAGAAUAGGGGAGGGGGCAGAGCCACCAAGAGACUGGGCAGCACCUUCAGUCUG
Coregonus sp. 'balchen' is the source of this 18612-nucleotide messenger RNA. The record is from the annotation of a GenBank genome assembly. Lineage: Eukaryota; Metazoa; Chordata; Actinopteri; Salmoniformes; Salmonidae.